Messenger RNA from Manacus vitellinus (golden-collared manakin), 1085 nucleotides. RefSeq names its product PR domain-containing protein 11-like. Gene Ontology annotation, cellular component: nucleus. Lineage: Eukaryota; Metazoa; Chordata; Aves; Passeriformes; Pipridae. The record is from RefSeq and is a predicted model, not a curated record. Gene Ontology annotation, biological process: regulation of transcription by RNA polymerase II. The transcript has 5 exons. Gene Ontology annotation, molecular function: protein binding; histone methyltransferase activity; DNA-binding transcription factor activity, RNA polymerase II-specific. Bases 69 to 1085 code for a protein of 338 amino acids.
CAGGGCUCAUGUAAUCAAAGGAGUUUCUUUGUUGUGAGUAUCUUUUCAGAACACAACGGGAAUUCAAAAUGAAUCAGAACACAACUGAGUCUCCUGUCCCUGUGGAGACCUUGGAUGAUGUACCUGAGCACGUGCUUAGGGGCCUUCCCGAGGAUGUGAGGCUCUUCCCCUCUGCUGUGGACAAGACACGGCUGGGUGUCUGGGCAACAAAAUCAAUUUUAAAAGGCAAGAAGUUUGGACCAUUUGUUGGUGACAAGAAAAAAAGAUCUCAAGUCAAGAGCAAUGUGUACAUGUGGGAGGUGUACUACCCAAACCUGGGCUGGAUGUGUGUGGAUGCAACAGACCCAGAGAAGGGCAACUGGCUCCGAUACAUAAACUGGGCCCGUUCUGGGAAGGAGCAGAACCUGUUUCCUCUGGAGAUCAACAGGACCAUAUACUACAAGAGCCUAAAGUCCACAAUCGCGGCGGGCGAGGAGCUGUUGGUGUGGUCACAAGGCGAGGACGACCCGGCCAUAGCGGCCGCGAUCGAGGAGGAGCCGAGCGAGCGCCCGCAGCCGCCGGCACUCCCCGAAGGCCCGCAGAGGUACGGGGACCGCGCCCGCCGCGCCGCCGCACCCGCGGGGCGCCCCGCGCCGCGCCGCACCGCCGUGACCUUCCCCGGGGAGCGGGACGGGAGGGGAGGCCCGGCCCGGCCGGCCGGCGGCGCCGCGGGAGGAACGUGGAAUUGUGGCGGCUGGAAAAGUUGGGAAGAGGCGGCGCGGGAAGGGGAAUGGCCGCGGGGACACGCGGGGAUGGGGCAGGGGCACAGCGAUCUCCGCGUGCGGGCGGGGGCUAGCCGGGGAGCCGCGAUCCCUCAUCGGGAAGAGGGACUGAGCCGGGGGAAGCCGCGAUCCUGCCUCGGAAGAUGGAACAGCCGGGGCCGCCGUGAUUACUUCCUUGGGAAGGGGGAACUGAGCCCGAGGUCCACAACGAUCCCUCCUUUGGGAAGGAAAGGGGGAGGCUCCUCCUGGGGCCGCCGCGAUCCCUCCUUGGAGAAGGAGGCUGAUCCCGGGCCCCGCGAUCCCGCUCUGGAAGGGGGAGGAUGA